CCUAUACAAACAAAGGGAUGAGACACUCACUGAACCGAAGAACAAGCUAACGCGUUGUUACGCAAAAGGGAAACGAGACUUGCGACCCAACGAGACUUCGCGCUUCGAGGCAAAUUUUCACAGCCGCCAUUUUGACAAAGCGAGACCGUGACAAAGCAAUCGGGAAAGAAUAAGAGUACAAAUUAACCAAGUGUUGCCAACACAGAAGUAUUCAUUGCAAAGAAUGCCUAGAAAACGCAAAAGAGGAUCCCUUACGGUGAAACGCAAGUACCACUACAUAACAUCUGAACAGCCAAAGGAAGAAAACCAUGUUGCCAGUGAACCCCUGGUGAACAUUAAAGCUACAACAGAUUCUUCUACCCAGUCAGAAAGUGAAAAUGUGCAGUUCACACGUGAUCAUAGUUAUGCUAUUGAUGAAGACUCCACAUAUGAGCUUGACUCCUUCCAGGAGACAAACAAUGAUAAGCCUGAAGCUGAUGUGAUGGAAUGUAGUUCAGGGCUUCUAGAAAUGGAGGUGGAGACGACAACCUUCUCAGACUUUGCUGUGGAACUUAAACUUCAAAAUAUUUCAUCUCAGUUCGUUGUAAAGGAAUCAGAGCAAUCAAUUCAAAUGUUACAGUUGUACGCAAAUGACAGUCUGACAGCAAUCAAGUUAUCGGUUGAAAUUAAGAGUGAUUUUACGUGCUCUGUCUAUGUGCAUCGGAAAUGCAUUCCGAGAUCUCACCAAAUAUGGACUGGACUGCCACAACAUAUCAAUCGCGUUGCUUAUGUUCUGGUGUUAUUGGAAAGACUGUUAAAAUUUGAUGUCUGUAUAGGAAAUCCUGAGAUGGAAUUUUCAAAUUUAGUUCCCAUUGGAUCAGGGUUGUCCAGCAACAACUCCCCAGAAAUUGUGGCGUACAGGGAAGGGGACUUCAACGCAACACAUGCCAGUGGAGAGAGAUAUAAUUCCACUAUUAGAUCUGUGAAAUGUGACAUGCUGUCCACAUCAAAAAAGUGUACAGCCUGCAAAAAGUACUUUUACUUAUUACAAAGCAGGAAAAAUAGGGUUGAAAGCAGACUAAAUUCGUGCCGAAAAUACAGCCACACAAACUUUAAACAUAGAGACAUGACUAAACAGGAACUCAAUAUGAAAUUAAACGAGCAGAAACAUGAAAUAAAAAAUUUACAAACAGAGUUGUGGAAACAAAGGAGGGAAAACAUGUUUAUUCCUUAUAUUGUAAAUUGAACUUUUUUCGAAGUAAUGCAUGAUUUGUAUUUACUUCAAAAGCAUGCUGUUAUUGUAAAUGUAAUGUAAAUGACGAUUAGCUUAACAUGCUUAAGUCAGAAUAAACUUUUAUGUUCUAUUAACUGCAUUUAAAUCUUUGUCCAUAAUUUUGUUA
Molecule: messenger RNA, 1379 nt
Organism: Dreissena polymorpha
Lineage: Eukaryota; Metazoa; Mollusca; Bivalvia; Myida; Dreissenidae
Exons: 2
Coding region: 224-1225 (333 amino acids)
Source: RefSeq, a predicted model, not a curated record